GAGAGCAGAUAUAGUGAAUGCAGGGUCCAGGGAGACCAGAUAUAGUGAAUGCAGGGUCCAGGGAGACCAGAUAUAGUGAAUGCAGGGUCCAGGGAGAGCAGAUAUAGUGAAUGCAGGGUCCAGGGAGACCAGAUAUAGUGAAUGCAGGGUCCAGGGAGAGCGGAUAUAGUGAAUGCGGGGUCUGGGGAAACGAGAUAUAGUGAAUGCGGGUCUGGGGAGACCAGAUAUAGUGAAUGCAGGGUCUGGGGAGAUCAGAUAUAGUGAAUGCAGGGUCCGGGAGAGCGGAUAUAGUGAAUGCAGGGGUCCGGGGAGAGCGGAUAUAGUGAAUGCAGGGUCCGGGGAGAGCGGUUAUAGUGAAUGCAGGGUCCAGGGAGACCAGAUAUAGUGAAUGCAGGGUUCGGGGAGACCAGAUAGUGAAUGCAGG
This is a messenger RNA of Staurois parvus, 424 nucleotides long. Lineage: Eukaryota; Metazoa; Chordata; Amphibia; Anura; Ranidae. The record is from the annotation of a GenBank genome assembly.